AUGCGGCUCUGGAGUUGGGUGCUGCGUCUGGGGCUGCUGAGCGCCGCGCUGGGCUGCGGGCUGGCCGAGCGCUCCCGCCGGGCCCGGAGAGACCCGCGGGCCGCUCGCCCCCCGCGCGCCACCACCGCCGCCGCCGCCGCCACUAGCCCGGCCACCUGCGCCACCCGGGCGGCCCGCGGUCGCCGCGCCUCGCCGCCGCCUCCGCCGUCGUCGUCGUUGUCGUCGUCGCCGGGCGGUGCCUGGGAAGCCGCGCGCGUCCCCCGGCGGCGGCGGCAGCAGCGCGAAGCGAGGGGCGCCACCGCCGCCGCCGCCGCCGCGGAGCCGAGCCCGCCGAGCCGGGCUCUCUAUUUCAGCGGGCGAGGCGAGCAGCUGCGCCUCCGGGCCGAGCUGGAGCUGCCCCGGGACGCCUUCACGCUGCAAGUGUGGCUGCGCGCGGAGGGCGGACAGCGCUCCCCGGCCGUCAUCGCAGGGCUGUAUGACAAAUGCUCUUAUACCUCGCGUGAUCAAGGAUGGGUCGUGGGCAUUCACACCGUCGGUGAUCAAGGCAACAGAGACCCACGCUACUUUUUCUCCUUGAAGACAGACCGGGCCCGGCAAGUGACUACCAUCAAUGCCCAUCGCAGCUACCUCCCAGGCCAGUGGGUAUUUCUAGCUGCCACCUAUGAUGGACGGCUGAUGAAGCUCUAUGUGAAUGGUGCCCAGGUGGCGAAUUCCGGGGGGCAAGUGGGUGGCAUAUUCAGCCCACUGACCCAGAAGUGUAAAGUGCUCAUGCUGGGGGGCAGCACUCUGAGUCACAACUACCGAGGCUACAUCGAGCACUUCCGUCUCUGGAAGGUGGCCAGGACUCAGCGAGAGAUACUACUGGACAUGGAAAAUCACGGCCUCUACACCCCUCUACCUCAGCUCCUCCUCCAGGAGAACUGGGACAAUGUGCAACGCAUUUGGUCCCCCAUGAAAGAUGGCCACAGCCCCCGAGUGGAACUUAGUAAUGCCCACGGCUUCCUGCUGGACACGAAUCUGGAGCCCCCUCUGUGCGGGCAGACGCUGUGUGACAACAAAGAGGUCAUCGCCAGCUACAACCAGCUCCCCAGAUUCCGCCAGCCGAAGGUGGUGCGCUACCGCGUGGUCAACCUCUACGAUGAUGACCAUGAGAACCCAACCGUGAGCCGCCAGCAGGUGGAUUUCCAGCACCAGCAGCUGGCCGAGGCCUUCCAGCAUUACAACAUCUCCUGGGAGCUGGAGGUGCUGGAGGUGAAUAACUCCUCCCUGCGUCACCGCCUUGUCCUAGCCAACUGUGACAUCAGCAAGAUCGGGGAUGAGAGCUGUGAUCCUGAGUGUAACCACACACUGACCGGCCAUGACGGCGGGGACUGCCGGCACCUGCGCUACCCAGCUUUCAUGAAGAAGCAGCAGAACGGCGUAUGCGACAUGGACUGCAACUACGAACGCUUCAACUUCGAUGGUGGGGAGUGCUGUGACCCCAACAUCACCAAUGUCACCGAGACGUGCUUUGAUCCCGACUCUCCACACAGAGCCUACUUGGAUGUUAAUGAACUGAAGAACAUUCUUCGACUGGAUGGAUCAACACACCUCAAUAUUUUCUUUGCAAAGUCCUCAGAGGAAGAGUUGGCUGGAGUAGCCACUUGGCCGUGGGACAAGGAGGCUCUGAUGCACUUAGGUGGCAUUGUCUUGAACCCAUCUUUCUAUGGCACUCCCGGGCACACCCAUACCAUGAUCCACGAGAUUGGGCACAGCCUGGGCCUCUAUCACAUCUUCCGUGGCAUCUCAGAAAUCCAGUCAUGCAGUGACCCCUGCAUGGAAACGGAGCCCUCUUUCGAGACGGGAGACCUCUGCAAUGACACCAACCCAGCCCCGAAACACAAGUUGUGUGGUGACCCAGGACCAGAGAAUGACACGUGUGGCUUUCAUAGCUUCGUGAACACUCCUUACAACAACUUCAUGAGCUAUGCAGAUGACGACUGUACAGACUCCUUCACGCCCAAUCAAGUCGCCAGAAUGCACUGUUACCUAGAUCUGGUGUACCAGGGUUGGCAGCCCUCCAGGAAGCCGGCGCCUGUUGCUCUUGCCCCCCAGGUUGUGGGCCACACUGCAGACUCGGUGAUGCUGGAGUGGUUCCCACCCAUCGACGGCCACUUUUUUCAAAGAGAAUUGGGAUCAGCAUGCGACCUUUGCCUGGAGGGGAGAAUCCUGGUGCAAUAUGCUCUCAAAGCCUCGUCCCCGAUGCCCUGUGGCCCAUCAGGACACUGGAGCCCUCGGGAAGCAGAAGGUCAUCCAGAUGUUGAACAACCCUGUAAGUCCAGUGUCCGCACCUGGAGCCCAAAUUCAGCAGUCAACCCACACACAGUCCCUCCAGCCUGCCCAGAGCCACAAGGAUGCUACCUCGAGCUGGAAUUCCGCUACCCCUUAGUUCCUGAGUCUCUAACCCUCUGGGUGACCUUUGUCUCCACGGACUGGGAUUCCAGCGGAGCUGUUAAUGACAUUAAACUCUUGACUGUCAGUGGGAAGAAUAUCUCCUUGGGUCCACAGAAUGUGUUCUGUGAUAUUCCACUGACCAUCAGAGUCCGGGAUGUGGGUGAAGAGAUUCGUGGUAUUCAGAUCUACACGCUGGAUGAACACCUAGAGAUUGAUGCAGCGAUGCUGACUUCCACUGCAGACACCCCACUCUGCUUGGGAUGUAAACCUCUGCAGUAUAAGGUGGUCCGAGACCCUCCUCUCCAGGCGGAGGUGGCCUCACUCCUACACCUCAACAGAAGAUUCAUGGACAUGGAUCUGAAACUUGGCAGUGUGUACCAAUACCAGAUUAUCACCGUUUCAGGAACCGAAGAGAGUGAGCCAUCAUCUGCUGCCAUAUACAUCCAUGGAAGUGGAUACUGUGGUGAUGGUAUUAUCCAGAAAGACCAAGGUGAAGAAUGUGAUGACAUGAAUAAGAUGAAUGGUGAUGGCUGUUCCCUUUUCUGCCAAAAAGAGGUUUCCUUCAAUUGCCUUGAUGAGCCCAGCCGGUGCUAUUUCCAUGAUGGAGAUGGGGUAUGUGAAGAGUUUGAACAAAAGACUAGCAUUAAAGACUGCGGUGUCUACACACCCCAUGGGUUCCUGGAUCAAUGGGCAUCCAAUGCUUCAGUUUCCCAUCAAGACCAGCAGUGCCCAGGCUGGGUUGUCAUCGGACAGCCAGCAGCAUCCCAGAUCUGUCGAACCAAGGUGAUCGACCUCAGUGAAGGCAUUUCCCAGCAUGCCUGGUACCCUUGCACCAUCAGUUACCCAUAUUCCCAGGUCUCUCAGACCUCUUUCUGGCUCCAGACAUAUUUCUCUCAGCCAAUGGUUGCUACAGCUGUCAUUGUCCACUUGGUGACUGAUGGGACAUACUAUGGAGACCAAAAGCAAGAGACCAUCAGCGUGCAGUUACUUGAUACCAAAGACCAGAGCCACGAUCUAGGCCUCCAUGUCCUGAGCUGCAGGAACAAUCCCCUGAUUAUCCCUGUGGUCCAUGACCUCAGCCAGCCCUUCUACCACAGCCAGGCGGUACGUGUGAGCUUCAGUUCGCCCCUGGUCGCCAUCUCGGGGGUGGCCCUCCGCUCCUUCGACAACUUUGACCCUGUCACCCUGAGCAGCUGCCAGAGAGGAGAGACCUACAGCCCUGCGGAGCAGAGCUGUGUACACUUUGCUUGUGAGACCAUAGAUUGUCCGGAGCUGGUUGUGAAGAACUCUUCUCUCAAUUGCUCCAGCAGCGAUCGCUAUCAUGGUGCCCAAUGCACUGUGAGCUGCCAGACGGGCUAUGUGCUGCAGAUACAGCGGGAUGAUGAGCUGAUCAAGAGCCAGACGGGACCCAGCGUCACGGUGACCUGCACAGAGGGAAAGUGGAACAAGCAGGUGGCAUGUGAGCCUGUGGACUGUGGCAUGCCGGACCACCAUCAUGUCUACGCCGCCACUUUCUCCUGCCUGGAGGGUACCACUUUCGGCAGCAGAUGCUCCUUCCAGUGCCGCCAUCCUGCACAGUUAAAAGGCAAUAACAGCUUCCUGACCUGUAUGGAAGAUGGACUGUGGUCCUUCCCUGAGGCCCUGUGUGAGCUCAUGUGCCUCGCACCACCUCCGAUCCCCAACGCAGAUCUCCAGACGCCUAGGUGUCAUGAGAACAAACACAAGGUGGGCUCCUUCUGCAAGUACAAGUGUAAACCUGGAUACCACGUGCCCGGCCCCUCCCGGAAGUCAAAGAAACGGGCUUUCAAGACUCAGUGUACCCAAGAUGGCAGCUGGCAGGAGGGAGCUUGUGUUCCAGUUACAUGUGACCCACCUCCGCCCAAAUUCCACGGGCUCUACCAGUGUACUAAUGGCUUCCAGUUCAACAGUGAAUGUAGGAUCAAGUGUGAAGACAGCAGCAGCUCCCAGGGACAAGGAAGCAACAUCAUUCACUGCCGGAAAGAUGGUACCUGGAGUGGCUCCUUCUAUGUCUGCCCGGAGAUGCAAGGCCAGUGCUCGGCUCCAAACCAGCUCAACAGCAACCUCAAGUUGCAGUGCCGUGAUGGCUAUGCCAUAGGGGCAGAGUGUACCACCUCGUGCCUGGACCACAACAGCGAGUCCAUCAUCCUGCCGGUGAACGUAACUGUGCGUGACAUCCCCCACUGGAUGAACCCUACACGCGUGGAGAGAAUUGUCUGCACUGCUGGCCUGAAGUGGUAUCCUCAUCCUGCUGUGAUUCACUGUGUCAAAGGCUGUGAGCCCUUCAUGGGAGACAAUUACUGUGAUGCCAUCAACAACCGAGCCUUCUGCAACUAUGAUGGUGGGGAUUGCUGCACCUCCACGGUGAAGACUAAAAAGGUCACCCCCUUCCCUAUGUCCUGUGACCUACAAGAAGACUGUGCUUGUCGGGACCCUGAGGCCCAAGAACAUAGCAGAAAAGACCUUCGGGGAUACAGUCAUGGCUAAAGCAGGACAAGAAGUGUGAAAGAAUUCCCAGUGCCAGGACCCACAUCCCUUUGGUAUUGUUUUCACAGUCCGCUGCUCAAUGGAAUGGCCUCUCCACACCAGGGAUCCUUAGCAACCCAACCAGUCUGCCUUUAAUUUCACCCAGGAAGGACUCACGGUGGGGCGAAUGAACCAAGUCGCAUCCUGUUGAAUGAUGGAAUGGAAUUCCAUCCCAACGUUCUGAAAUGGAUUGCCAUAGGCAAUGCAAAUCUGCGUGCAGUUCCAGAGCCUCCUCCAAAUGCUAAUCAUUUGUCACAUGACAAAACACCUUCUGUAUCUAGGAGUAUGCACAUCUGUGGUUAGUACACAACGUGCAUGCAUACACACCCAUAUAAACAUCUGUGUGAGAGAAGUUCUGGAGACUGAGGAGAGAGAGGAGAGGGAGAGAGAAAGAGAGAGACUGGGAGAAACUCAAUCUUUCCUUUCCCAAGCUCCAAACCAACACUGUCCUUGGGAGAAAGAGAGUUACAGAAACUGCUAGGACCAAGAUAGCUCACACUCUGAGGCUUAGAAUAAGCAGGGCAUGCACGAUUGUGUGUCUUUGGGGAUUGGAAGUGAAGUGGCCUGUGUUCACCAAAUUUUAGAGAACUAGGGCCCAGGGAGAAGUAAAGAUUCCAAGGUUUGCAAUGCUCCCAGAUUCUUCUGCUGCCAUGGGGUUUUUGCCCCAACACCAGGGUUCAAGGCCAAGCUGGAAAUGGUUAGGACUACAAAUUCAAGGUAUUAUAUCAGACCCCUGCUGGAGACUUGAGGUCAUAAUAUCCCUCCACAUCUCACCAUUCCCCAGAUCUAGCCUUGGGACUACAUUUGCUGCUACUUUUUCUGCUGCUCUAUCAUAUACAUUGGGUAACUCCAAGAUGGUAGAACUAGGUUAGGAGAACUUCCACACAACCAAACAGUCUGCCUUAAAAGUGACCCACAUUUCCCCAUAGUUCCUCAUUUCUUACCCUUUCGGCAAGACUACCACCCUCAUGGGUCCACCUGGUAAAAAGUUAAAUCCCCACCCUGAAUGGGCUUCUCAUCCUGGAAGGGAGUGGAGGAAACUCAGAUGCUGGAGUCCUUCCUGAGAGUCCAGAAUGUCUAAGCCAGUGUUAGAUUUUUGUAAUCAAGUGGAACAGUGUUAAUGUUUCAGCCAUGCAGGGGCUGUUGGAAAUGUCCAAACUCUUGGGUUGUUAUCCCUAUCCUAGUCUUCCUAGCUCUCUAGGCUAGAAUGGGUAGUAAGAUCCUCACUGUUGUUCACAGUAGAUAUAAUUCUAGAACAGAGUAUCAUUUUGGAUAGGAUCAGUGUAGACUUCGUUCCAGAAGGUAGCCCAGAGAUCACAGCCUCAGUAUCCAACAUAGUCUUAUGUUUUCCAUAGAAUGUUUUAUCCACCAGUACUCUUUUCCAUACCUGUGGCCAGAAAACCCUUCCUUCUCCAAAGGUUAAGAAAUAAUCAGUCAAUUGCUUAUGGAAGCCCCCAACUUUUUAGAGCCUCUUUGCCACUUUUCAAUCAAUUACAUGUUCACUCCCUUUGAAUUGAAUAUGGGAAGGGAUUAAUACAGAAUGAGGUGAAGAGAGUGGUUCGAUAUAUUUUCUGAAACCUAGAACUGGGAAGUAAAAAGAUAGGGAUGGUCUAAAUGAAUUAUAUCAUAUAAAUAUGUCCCUAACUCAAGUGAUCUCAAGUCCAGUGAAGACAACCAGCAAAAGUGCAAUCUAGCCGGGUGCCAGUGGCUCAAGCCUGUAACCCUGGCUACUCAAGAG
Molecule: messenger RNA, 6715 nt
Organism: Dipodomys spectabilis (banner-tailed kangaroo rat)
Lineage: Eukaryota; Metazoa; Chordata; Mammalia; Rodentia; Heteromyidae
Gene: Pappa
Product: pappalysin 1
Exons: 22
Coding region: 1-4938 (1645 amino acids)
Molecular function (GO): metallopeptidase activity
Source: RefSeq, a predicted model, not a curated record